UUCAAAAGUACCCUAAUCCAUUCAAUUUUGCUCCACCACACACUAAAGCAAUGAUCAAGCAACUCUUCUCCGGAGUUUCGGAUUCUGGCAAGAAGAAAAAGAUUUUCAUCGCGGUUUUUGCUUCAAUCCUACUUAUCGCGGCUGUUAUUGGCAUUGUGGCUGGAGUUAACUCCAAAACCACCAACACCCAAUCCGACAACAUAAGAGCAUCCGCGGCUCACACCAUUGUAAAAUCAUCAUGUAGCAUCACCCUCCACCCCGAGCUAUGCUACUCCACGGUUGCCAGCGUUCCUGGCAUGACCGAAAAGGUGAAGUCAUUAAGAGACGUCAUUGAACUGGCUCUUGAGAAAACAAAAGAGAGAGUCCAAACAAACAAGUUAAUCAUAAAGACGCUUGCGGCUAGGAGAAAUCUCACGAAACGUGGGAAAAUCGCUGUUCAUGAUUGUCUGGAGAUGGUCGACGAUACACUCGAAGAACUCGACCUAGUCAUAGAUUACGUGAAGAAUUAUGCUACGAGAAAAGGGAUUCGCAAACAUGUUGAUGACAUAAUUACUUACCUGAGCACUACUAUAACCAACCAGCAAACAUGCAUCGAUGGGUUCUCCCACAACAAACCCGAUAGGCACUUGCGCCAAUCAAUCAUCGGCGGUGAGGACAAUGCAGGGAAGCUAUGUAGCAAUUCAUUGGCCUUAGUCAAGAACAUGACCGACACAGACAUGGCGAACGAAGUACAAACAAAUACAAAUACGAGGAAAUUAAUGAACGAGGACGACGAAAACUGGCCCGAGUGGUUAUCAGCUGGAGACAGAAGAUUGUUGCAGUCAGGAAACGUGAGAGCGAAUGUGGUUGUGGCCGCGGAUGGUAGUGGCAACUUUAGAACGAUUUCGCAAGCCGUUGCGGCCGCUCCUAGUAGAAGCUCAAGUAGAUAUGUUAUUAGAAUAAAGGCAGGAGUGUACCGAGAAAAUGUUGAUGUCCCAAGUAGUAAAACGAACUUGAUGUUUUUGGGUGAUGGACAAACUAAAACAAUUGUUACGGCAAGUCGUAGUGUUGGUGGAGGCAGCACCACCUUCAAUUCGGCUACUGUUGCUGUUGUGGGUGCUGGAUUCCUAGCACGUGGUAUAACCUUUCAAAACACAGCAGGCCCAGCGAACGAGCAAGCCGUGGCCCUACGGGUCGGGUCGGAUAAGUCAGCGUUCUACGAAUGUGGCUUCAUAGCACACCAAGACACGCUUUACGUCCACACCAAUCGUCAGUUUUACACCAACUGUUACGUAGCUGGCACAGUUGACUUCAUUUUCGGCAAUGCUGCAGUCGUAUUGCAAAACUGUGACAUCAAUGCCCGUCGACCCGGCCCAAGCCAAAAGAACAUGGUCACAGCCCAAGGCCGAACCGACCCUAACCAAAACACAGGGAUUGUGAUUCAAAAAUGUAGAAUCGGAGCCACAUCCGAUUUAAAACCGGUACAAGGAACCUUUCCAACGUACCUAGGGCGGCCGUGGAAGGAAUACUCGAGAACCGUUGUAAUGCAAACAACAAUAGGUAAUGUGAUACACCCAAAUGGAUGGUUUCCUUGGGACGGGAAUUUCGCGCUUAAUACUUUGUAUUAUGGUGAGUAUCAGAACAAUGGGGCUGGGUCGAGUACCUCGAAUAGGGUGAGGUGGGGGGGAUAUCGGGUGAUUACAAAUGCUGCGGAAGCUCGAGGUUUUACGCCCGGAAACUUUAUUAACGGUGGAAGUUGGUUAGGGAACACGGGCUUUCCUUUCUCUCUUGGGUUGUGAUGACUCAUUUAUGUUGAAUAUGUUGUUUGAAAUAUUGUGAUCUUUUGUUAAUAAACAUCUGGUAUUGAUUCAUGGAUUAAUGUCAGAAUAUAAAAUAAAACAUUUGGCAUUGGUUCAUGGAUUAAUGUCGAAUAUGUUGUAUGUUGUAAUCAUUUUCAUAAUUGUAUGUAAUGUUUUGUUGUUAUGGUAAUCAACAAGAUAUAUGUUUCAUUAA
Molecule: messenger RNA, 1992 nt
Organism: Helianthus annuus (common sunflower)
Lineage: Eukaryota; Viridiplantae; Streptophyta; Magnoliopsida; Asterales; Asteraceae
Product: pectinesterase
Exons: 3
Coding region: 51-1778 (575 amino acids)
Biological process (GO): cell wall modification
Molecular function (GO): pectinesterase activity; pectinesterase inhibitor activity
Source: RefSeq, a predicted model, not a curated record